AUCCGGAAUUCCAUCAUUACUCAUGUCAUUACUGAACUCUUACACGAUCAUUAAGAGUGUCAUUACUUUUUAGUAAUGACACUUUUAAUGAUCGUGUAAGGGCCGCUUUUCAACUGUGCAAAGAUGACAAGAAGGGUGACUCGGAAGGAAGAAUAAGAAGCCAGCUUCCAGGUCUUCUCCGCUGGCUCGGAAAGUAGAUUACCAGUUAUCAGGACCUGUCCCAAGCACUUUCCAUUGUUGUCAAAACACAAUGAACAAAAAGUUAGAACUGUUCACGUCGAAUUCAGCCUAUUGAGUUAUGAACUACAAAUAAAAAACUACAACCAAAACAUCAAACCGAUUCAGAGCGAAAAGCGAAUGUUUCUUGUAAAUUAACUAAAAUCAAUCAUCACAGAAAGUAAAAUGGAAUUUUGCCCCACACGAAAGGGGAUACCAAAACAGGAAGAAUCAGAAAACAGUCCUGUAGCCUCUUGUCCAGCGUUCACUCCAACAAUCGAUUCCCCAAUAAAACUCGGAUAUGAGAUUGGUAAUGAGGAAUUCACACAGAAAAAUGAUCUUCAUCUCGAAUACCAGAUUUGUGAUGAGGAAUUCACACAGGAAGGUGAUCUUAAACUAGAAUAUCAGGUUAGUGAUGAGGAAUUUCCAAAGAAAAGUGAUCUUCAUGAAGACGUCUUCGUACCUAAAGAGAAACAGGGUCAUAGUUGCGAAGUUUGCGGAAAACAAUUUUUAAUGAAGAAAACCUUGAACAAGCAUAUGAUCGUUCAUACUGAAGACCAACAAUUUAAGUGUAAUGUGUGUGGCAAAGAAUUCCCGUAUUAUCAACAAUUAAAGGACCACGCAAAUAUUCACACUGGUGAGUGUCCGUACAAUUGCACUGUAUGCGGAAAAGAAUUUGCUGUUAAGGGUUACCUAACUAAACACAUGUCUAUUCACGAAAGCGAGUACAAAUAUAAGUGCGAAGUGUGUGGCAAAACCUUCUAUGGUGGUUCUUACCUCGCGAGACACAAACGCAUGCAUACAAACGAGAAGUUUAAAUGCACCAUAUGCGAGAAAGAAUUUGCCAUCAAGGGUUACUUUACUAGACACAGGUCUAUUCACCAAAGUAAGUACAAAUAUGAGUGCGAAUUGUGUGGCAAAGCCUUUAAUAAUGGUUCUUACCUCGCAAAACACCAACGCAUUCAUACGAACGAGGCCUUUAAAUGCACGAUAUGCGGGAAAGAUUAUUGCAAUACGUAUUAUCUCAGCAAACACAUGAAACUUCACGUGGGUGAUAACGAACAUAAGUGCGAUGUGUGUGGCAAAACCUUUCUCGAUAUUGCUUCCCUCGCAAGACACAAACGCUUACAUACAAACAAGAAGUUUAAAUGCACCAUGUGCGAGAAAGUUUAUCCCUAUAAGUAUCAUCUCAGCAGACACAUGAAUAUUCAUGUGAACGGUUACAAGCAUAAGUGCGAUGUGUGCGGCAAAGGAUUCAUCUGCAAAUCACUUUUGAAAGAUCACAAAAAUAGUCACACAGGUGAACGGCCUUACGAAUGCACUGUAUGUGGAAAAGAUUUUCAUCGUAAAAUAAAACUAUCUCUACACAUGCAAACUCACGCAAGCGAGCGACCGUACAAAUGCACCGUAUGUGGAAAAGAUUUCGUCUUUAUGGGUUACCUAACUAGACACAUGCUUACUCACACGACUGAUUAUAGGUAUGAGUGUAAUGUGUGUGGAAAAGGAUUCAUAACCAGAUCACUCUUGGAAGACCAUGAAAACACACAUACAGGCAAGCGACCAUACAAAUGUACCAUAUGUGGAAAAGAUUAUAAAGGUAAAGUAUAUCUUUCUCAACACAUGAAACUUCACGCCAACGAGCGACCUUACAAAUGCGCUGUAUGUGGAAAAGAUUUUGCCAUUAAUGGUUACCUAAUUAAACACAUGUCUAUUCACCAAAGUGUGUACAAAUAUAAGUGCGAAGUGUGUGGCAAAGGCUUUCAUGAUGGUACUAAUCUUGCAAAACACAAACGCCGUCAUACCUAAAUGAGCACAUGCCUAGCCACACGGCAUCAGUGUGAUGUGGCGAAAGAUUCAAAGCCAGUCUGGUUUAGAAAGACCACGACCACAAUGCAAUCGGUAUUACAAACGCAUCGUAUUCGGAACCCUAGCGUAUGAAUAAUCUACAAGGCAAACUGUCACAUGUCACACGUGAUACAAAUUUCAAAACGAAACAUGGUCUGACUGAGCACAUGCGCCGUCAUACGACUUAAAGCUGCAUUUUCGCAGGCAACUUACAACUUCCGCGGCCAUUCGAAAAUGCUGUCUGGAGCUUACUCGAAAAGUCAUACCACGUAUCGCGGAACGAUAGUAGUAACUAAAUGAGCUUGUGAAAAUUUUCCAUUUAAAUUGGAUGUCUAUGUAAUUAGGAACAUAAUGGAGAAAUAAAUUGAACAUUUAUAGUUUCAAA
Molecule: messenger RNA, 2446 nt
Organism: Malaya genurostris
Lineage: Eukaryota; Metazoa; Arthropoda; Insecta; Diptera; Culicidae
Product: zinc finger protein OZF-like
Exons: 2
Coding region: 403-2022 (539 amino acids)
Source: RefSeq, a predicted model, not a curated record